Messenger RNA from Lytechinus variegatus (green sea urchin), 3657 nucleotides. It is a transcript of the gene cript, whose product is annotated as cysteine-rich PDZ-binding protein-like. Gene Ontology annotation, cellular component: dendrite. Gene Ontology annotation, biological process: cytoplasmic microtubule organization. Gene Ontology annotation, molecular function: microtubule binding; PDZ domain binding. The record is from RefSeq and is a predicted model, not a curated record. Bases 104 to 406 code for a protein of 100 amino acids. NCBI's taxonomy places the organism in Eukaryota, Metazoa, Echinodermata, Echinoidea, Temnopleuroida, Toxopneustidae. The transcript has 4 exons.
AGCACAUUAGGCCUACCCAAAAUAUCUGACAAAACAAAUCGUCUUUCGCUUUUCCUGGCGAUACUCGGCUUCUUGUCUUUCAAUAAAGUUUUGAUAGAUUAAGAUGGUGUGUGAGAAAUGUGAAAAGAAACUUGGGAAAGUAGUGACACCAGAUCCAUGGAAAAAAGGAGCAAGGAACACGACAGAGGGAGGAGGAAGGAAAGUAGGUGAAAACAAGCUUCUGACUGCCAAGAAAGCUCGCAUGAAUCCAUACACCAAGGAUUUUAAGAAGUGCAGGAUAUGUAAGCAGUCUGUUCAUCAGAUAGGAUCCCAUUACUGUCAAGCGUGUGCCUACAAAGUUGGUAUCUGUGCAAUGUGUGGAAAGAAGAUAAUUGACACCAAGAAUUACAAGCAGUCCUCUGUAUAGCAUCUACGUAGCCUCUGCAUGGAUUGGUGAGUGUCAUCAGUCAAUAUGUGACUUGCUGCACCAAGUUGCUGCACAUGUUUUCAGAGAGUCUCCACUCUAUGUCCCACAACAUCAACCAGAACAGCUUGAAGAACAGUGGUGGUGACAACAGCAGCAGACAAAAGCAUGGAAAUCUGGGGAGCGUUUCAUCCGCAUUUUUGUCUGACAAGUUGUCAGAUCUGACAUUUUUCCAUGAUUCUGAUUGGCUGAGAGGCAAUGUUAAUAUGGUAACUAUGGUACUUGUCGGAUAAAACGUCGGACAAAUCCUUUCAUGAAACGCUACCCUGGUGUACUUCAUGGACACUGCUCAUGUAUGGAUUCCCCAUUGCUGAAAGUGCCAUUCUCACUUACACGUAUUUCAUCAGAAAUGAAAUAUGACAUUAAGUGAUUUUUUUAUGGGAACUUAGGACACUUAAUUAGAAGCUAGCCAUAUUGUUGACUUCUGUCAUCAUAGUGUGUCAUUUCCUGAUGGUAUCAUAUUUUCGUGAGAUUUGGUAGCCUACAUCUCCCCAGCUUUCACCACAACCCAGUGUGAUUUCCAUAAAAGUACACCAUUGACACCUUCAUUGUCACAGAAAAAAAUGAGGGCAGAGACAAUGUUAAAAAGCAAUGUAAUGAAUUACAUUUCCACUAAUUUCCUUUGCAUUUGCAUUCAAUUUAACAAAAGGUUUGAGAAACAUUGUUUUUAUUUUUUCCAGGAUGAUGAUUGCAAUAUAGUAUUGGAAGAUCAAAACACAUUUGUAUUUACUAUCAAACUAUUAAGAGUGUAUAAUCUGUUAAAUGAAUAUGAUUUUAACUUACAGUGCAGUAAAAUGAAUUCUAUGGAGCUUGUGUACCCUGCCUUGGUUGAAGGUGGUAUUGUGAAACCUGGAGGGUAUUUCAUAAAACUGUUCAUAACUUAUCAAUGACUUUACCACAUGACUGGUGACCAUUUCUUCUGCUGAAUGACAUAUCCCUACCAUGCCAACGUAACUGACCUAGCACCUAAGAACAUGUUCCAGUUGUGCAUAAAAAAAUUUACAAACAGCUUUAUGAAACACUCGUUCCACAAUUACCCAAGCUUUAGCAUAGCUGUCAAUGAGGUGCUUUAGUAUAUCGGAAUAUAUUUCUGCCAGAAUCAUAUUUACCUUUUUGGGUUGUGUUGGCAAAUGUCGACACUUUGCUGUGGGACCUUAGUGAUCUAGAAUCUGGACACAUAUCCACGAAACCACAUCUCUUUGUGUUUUACAGCGUGGUGUAGACAAGAGCUGAGGUACUUAUAAUGCUCCCUUGUUUGGUUCAUGCAUUUGCUAUUUAGCCCUCUUUCCAUCUAGUAUUUUCUGCAGGUUUCAUAAAAUACAGGUUAAGCUACUCAAGAAUCUUAUCAAAUCUAUUGGGACCACGACUAAGGUGAAAUAAUUUGGAAGAAGCAUAUAACAUGUUUGGUAAAAUCUGGUCCAAAAAACUGUUUAGACUUGGGUCAUUAAUCAACUUAAGGAAUGUAGACUUGGGCAGACUUUACUCUAGUUCGAUGUGUGAUCUUGUCCUCCAUUGAACUUGUGUUCUAAAGAGCUAGGCUAAGGUCAUUUACAUUAUAUGCCUAUGGUGAUCAUGAUCAAAAUUUUCAGUUGCCUAUAAUAAUAGCUCUUGACUUCCCAUUUGUUUCAUGAAACCAGGGCUUUGGGAGUUUCUAAUCUUGAGCAUCAGUAAAAUCUUAUUAUUAUUUCUCCUCUUAUCUCCUCUUCUGAUAUAUUUUGAUCAAAUUAUCUGGAUUUUUCUCUUUAUAAUUUAUGUGUAAUCUUGACCCACUUUCGGUAAAUAUUGCAAUGGCUUAUGUUUCACAAAUGAUAUAUAUUACAAUUUCAGUUGUUUUAUUUGUUAUCUUUAAUAUCGAUAGAAUUUCUUUUCUUUUUACUUUUUGGGAUAUAUGUCGAUAUUUCACGAAUUGUUACCAUUUUAGUUGUAAUGUACAUGUAUAUAUAUAUAUCUGUGUCGGGUGCAAAUUCUGCUGGAUUAGACACAAUGGCCUGUAUUCUGUAGACAGGUUUAAUUUCAACUCUUGUUAAAAGUUGUGGUUUAACUAUGAAUAGCCAAUAGUUGCGAAAACCCUAAGAAUAGAGGUUCAUUGUAUCAGCUCAACUGACUAUCAAAGCAUUCUUAGCUCUUUGUGAAGGAUAAAUAAAAUAGUUGCCUUCUUCUUCACCAUCAAAGACUUAAGAAGCCCACUAAAAUAAACAUACAAUGUAAAGAAAGUUUUGACAAAUUUGGCUUCUCAUAAUUUUAGCAUAGAGUUAGACCAUGGUCUAAGUUAAACCCUGACUUCUGAAUACGGGCCAAUGCGCAUGGCUUAUUUUAUCAAAUACACAACAAAAAAUCCAUUUACCAAUUUGCACUUUUGGCAAAGGGCGCCUUAUUGCGGUAUCACGCCCAAGUGCGUUAAUACAAGAAAUCUUUAUAGUACAUAGUUUUGUUCUAUGGUGCAAUUGAAAACUCUUUUUGAAAAUACAAACCAAUAGUUUUGAGGGGCUGACUAUUGUGCACAAACAAUAUUGCCCCAGACAUGGUACUGCAACUGCAUCCAACCCAGAGGCGGUAUACUGCCAAUUCGUCCACCGCCAACUCGUCCACUCACCACAUGGUCUACCUUCAUUUAGUCUCAUGCUAUUCCGUCCAACAUUUCACCUAACAACCAGUUGGUCCAAUAAUCAUUUGGUACAAUCAUCACUUCGUCUAAUCACCAUUUCAUCUAUGACCAUUUCGUCUCAUAACCAGUUGGUCUAAUGUUCCUUUUAUUUUCAUUCAUUUUGCCCAAUUAACACUUAGUCCAAUGAGACCAAAUGGUAUGUGGACUAAAUGGCUAUUGGACCGACUGGUUACUAGACAAAAUGGUGAGUGGACGAAAUAGCAAUUAGACAAUGUGGAUAUUGGACGAACUGAUGGUAGACCAAAUGAUAGUAGACAAGUUGGUAACUGGAUGAAUUGGCAUGGGACCAAAUGAAAAUAAACCACCAUAGGCACAUACUACAUAAUAAUUGCCAAUUAUACAAUUUAGACAACUUGUAAAUGUAUGUAUAUUUUUUUAUUACUCUUGAAGUCUAUUAAUUGGAUCUAUGAAAAUAAAUAUCUGUACAAUUGUACAUAUAAACAUGAUAAUAUGUUUGCAUUGGUGUCUGUGCUGUAACAUUUACAGUUAAACUUAAAUGUACAUAUUCUUACAACACAACACGAGAAAU